Molecule: messenger RNA, 3336 nt
Organism: Schistosoma spindalis
Lineage: Eukaryota; Metazoa; Platyhelminthes; Trematoda; Strigeidida; Schistosomatidae
Source: the annotation of a GenBank genome assembly
AAUUGCGUUUGUAUUAGGCACUCUGCAUUGCAUUGUGUUUAGGGAGGCUGUGUGUCAAAUUUUGACUAGGAAACCAUCUUGUUUGUGAGCAUUUGGUCAGUAGUCUGGUAGUUGAGUGUGAUUGGCCAAUAGUGAAUAUACUUGUCGACAGGCCAUUGGUCGAUUGUUUUCUAUCGAAGGUCAUCGAAACUUCUAGUAUGUUCUACGCGCAAAGGAUUUAAGCAGGUGCACAGCUUGCAGUGGUAUUAAUUGAGUGAUUCGAUUUUCUGUGUUUGUUCGUUUUAACGUAUCUCGAAAUGCCUAACGCCAUUGGGAUCGAUCUUGGUACAACAUAUUCGUGUGUUGGUGUUUUCCAGCAUGGCAAAGUGGAGAUAAUUGCCAAUGAUCAGGGUAACAGAACGACACCGAGUUAUGUGGCGUUCACAGAUGCUGAGCGUUUAAUUGGUGAUGGAGCGAAGAACCAAGUGGCGAUUAAUCCAACAAAUACAGUGUUUGAUGCGAAGCGGCUAAUCGGUCGUCGGUUCGAUGAUCCAUCAGUGCAGAGUGAUAUGAAGCAUUGGCCAUUCGAGGUGGUUCAAGUCGGUGGGAAGCUGAAGAUUCGUGUUGAAUAUAAGGGUGAGAAGAAGUUGUUCUCCGCGGAGGAGAUUUCGUCAAUGGUGUUGACGAAAAUGAAGGAGGUUGCUGAAAGUUAUUUGGGCAGGACGGUGAGUGACGCGGUUAUAACAGUUCCUGCUUACUUCAAUGACAGUCAACGUCAAGCGACUAAAGAUGCAGGUGCUAUAGCUGGUCUUAAUGUGUUGAGAAUCAUUAACGAGCCGACAGCUGCGGCAAUUGCCUAUGGUUUAGACAAGAAGGUUGGUGGUGAGCGUAAUGUGUUGAUAUUUGAUUUGGGUGGUGGUACAUUUGAUGUGUCCAUCUUGACGAUUGAGGAUGGUAUAUUCGAGGUGAAGUCUACUGCUGGUGAUACACACUUGGGAGGUGAAGAUUUUGACAAUCGUCUAGUGGAUCACUUUGUGAAAGAGUUCCAGAAGAAAUUCGGUAAAGACAUUCGUGACAAUAAGCGUGCAUUGCGUCGCUUGAGGACAGCGUGUGAACGUGCGAAACGUACAUUGAGUUCGAGCACCCAGACAAAUCUGGAGAUUGACUCGUUGUGUGAUGGUAUUGAUUUUUACACGUCGAUUACUCGUGCACGAUUUGAGGAGUUGAAUGCCGAUCUAUUCCGUGGUACAUUGGAUCCUGUUGAGAAGGCUUUACGCGAUGCUAAGAUGGAUAAAGCCCAGAUUCACGACAUAGUGUUGGUUGGUGGUUCCACUCGUAUCCCUAAGGUGCAGAAGCUGUUGCAGGACUUCUUCAACGGGAAGGAGUUGAACAAAUCCAUUAAUCCGGAUGAAGCUGUGGCUUAUGGUGCAGCUGUGCAGGCAGCCAUUCUAAGUGGUGACAAGUGUGAGGCUGUGCAGGACUUGCUGUUGCUUGACGUGGCUCCACUGUCACUGGGUCUUGAAACGGCUGGAGGUGUGAUGACGGCUCUGAUUAAGCGUAACACGACAAUUCCGACGAAGCAGACUCAAACGUUCACGACGUACUCGGACAACCAGCCUGGUGUGCUUAUUCAGGUGUUCGAGGGUGAGCGUGCUCUGACGAAGGACAACAAUCUGCUUGGCAAGUUCGAACUCUCAGGUAUCCCACCUGCUCCUCGUGGUACUCCCCAGAUUGAGGUGACGUUUGAUAUAGACGCGAACGGUAUUCUGAACGUAUCUGCUGUUGACAAGGGUACAGGGAAACAGAACAAGAUAACGAUCACAAAUGACAAGGGUCGUUUGACGAAGGAGGAGAUUGAACGGAUGGUAGCUGAUGCGGACAAGUACAAGGCUGAGGAUGAGAAGCAGAGAGAUCGUGUUUCUGCGAAGAACUCGCUUGAGAGUUAUGUGUACACAAUGAAACAGCAAGUGGAGGGUGAGCUUAAAGAAAAGAUAUCUGAAAGUGAUCGUCAAGUGAUAUUAAGUAAGUGUGAGGAUACAAUUGGUUGGUUGGACCUCCAUCAGUUGGCGGAGAAGCAUGAGUAUGAAAAUAAGCGGGAGGAGUUGGAGAAGGUCUGUGCGCCGAUAAUUACGAAGGUGUACCAGGCUGGUGGUAUGCCAGGAGGCAUGCAUGAAGCAGGUGGUGCUAGUGGUGGAAGUGGUAAGGGACCAACCAUUGAGGAGGUCGACUAACCUGUAAUUGUUGUGAUUAAUUAUUUAGUACUUGAAUGAAUUUAGAUUUUAUCCGUAACGAAUUUUGACUUGUGAUUUUUAGUAGUUAUCGGUUGUUUGGUGGUACGGGGUCAGGGUUUCGUUAUUCGCGAGUAGUGAAUAUCGUUGUCUAGUGUCUGGUCGUUCAGUGUAGGAUAUUGAGCGCUCUCUAUCUCGUCCCGCACUCUAUGUUGCGAAAGGCUUGUUAAGUUGAGUGUUGUGAACCUGUACGUGUGCGACGUGGCGUUUGUACCUCAGGACUAUUGGUUGCGAUUUAAAUAGCACAUCGUCUGUUCCUAGUUUAUUUGACCGGAGUAGUUGUGGGACGUUGUUGCGUAUACGUCAAGAAGACUGGGUGAAUAGUUUGUGUGACUGUAUGUUUCGAUGGGGAUUUUGGUGUAGUUGUAGUUGGUGAGUGGAGUGAUAAGGCUAUUCGUCGAGUGUUGUUGAGACUAAUGAGCAGUUUGUUGAAGACAGGCGACUCGUCAGUCAGUCAUCUACAUGGUAGGACCUUGAGGGACGGUUGUUCCAGCCAGUAUAGCUCAGUUGGUUCAUCACGAUAGGUAAGCCCGACCACCGCGUCAAGGUAGCGACAACGGUCGGGCAGGCGACUCGUGAUUCUGGUCUGUAAGUGCAUUUGCUCGAGAACUCGACUAACGAGCCAGUGAAGUGGUAUGAUUUCUUCUGAGACGGUUAGUGUGAACGGUCUCCAGUUCCUAGUUAGUUAAUUACUGUGAAACAACAGAGGAGUUGUAAAAUAAGUAGGGAUAACAAUGCACGUGUUUCACAUAGUAUUCCACGUUGGGAUAUGUAGGUUGGUGAAGUGUAAUCAGCGUUUACUUAAUUGCUAGAAGUGCCUAUGUUUCAUGGAGUCAGUUGACCACAGUGUGUCGAAGAACGGAUGGUCGGUCAGUUGAAUUUAUUAUAAGCUAUAUAUAGUCGUCGGAGUUAUAAACCUUUUACGUUGUAAUUGGUAGGUAUGUGUUCAGACUUGUAGGUGGUGGUCAGACUGGUUGUCUUUUAAUUCCGCGAAACGAUGUGUGAGGUUGUUUGGAGAUGCCUACAUGUGGCUGAAAUAGAAGUGACGUUCGUGUACGCAACAACUGGA